Molecule: messenger RNA, 1579 nt
Organism: Arachis duranensis
Lineage: Eukaryota; Viridiplantae; Streptophyta; Magnoliopsida; Fabales; Fabaceae
Product: purple acid phosphatase 18
Exons: 5
Coding region: 91-1395 (434 amino acids)
Molecular function (GO): acid phosphatase activity; metal ion binding
Source: RefSeq, a predicted model, not a curated record
UGAAUUAGAUCCCCGUGAAGUACAUUAUUGUCGUCCUCUUCUUCCAGAAUCUGAAAGUUUUCUUUUAAUUUGUUUGUUUUGCACGCAUUAAUGGCACUCUUAAAACUCAUUCUAACUGUUUUUAUUGUUGCAUCAGCAACUGUGACUGCCGAUGAUUAUGUUCGACCUCAGCCUCGUAAAGCCUUACACCUUCCAUGGGAUUCAAAGCUCUCUUCAUACCCUCAGCAGGUACACAUUUCUUUGUCAGGAGACAAACACAUUAGAGUUACUUGGAUCACGGAUGAUAAUUCUGCACCUUCGGUUGUAGAAUAUGGAACAUCACCUGGGAAAUACGACUCUUUCGCUGAAGGGGAGACCACCUCGUAUAGUUAUAUUGUCUACAGCUCUGGAAAGAUACACCAUGUUCUAAUUGGACCUUUAGAACAUAAUUCUGUGUACUUUUACCGAUGCGGCAGACAAGGUCCAGAGUUCCAGCUCAAAACUCCUCCUGCUCAAUUUCCGAUUACAUUUGCUGUGGCUGGGGAUUUGGGUCAAACCGGUUGGACAAAAUCGACAUUGAGCCACAUUGAUCAAUGCAAAUAUGAUGUUCACCUACUUCCUGGAGACCUUGCAUAUGCUGAUUAUAUCCAACACCGGUGGGACACAUUCGGUAGGUUGGUGCAGCCACUUGCUAGUGCCAAACCAUGGAUGGUAACUCAAGGGAACCAUGAAGUGGAGAGCAUACCAUUGUUGAAGGAUGGAUUUGUGUCUUAUAAUUCCAGAUGGAAGAUGCCGUUUGAGGAAAGUGGAUCGAGUUCAAAUCUCUAUUAUUCAUUUGAAGUUGCAGGUGUUCACAUUAUCAUGCUUGGAUCCUAUGCAGAUUAUGAUGAGUACUCUGAGCAAUAUAGUUGGCUAAAGGCAGAUCUGUCAAAGGUGGACAGGAAAAAGACACCAUGGCUACUUGUGUUAUUUCAUGUUCCAUGGUAUAAUAGUAACACGGCACAUCAAGGUGAAGGUAGUGAUAUGAUGAAGGCUAUGGAACCAUUGCUAUACACUGCUAGUGUUGAUUUAGUUUUUGCUGGGCAUGUGCAUGCUUAUGAACGCUCGAGACGGGUGUAUAAUGGAAGAGUGGAUCCUUGUGGUGCUGUUCAUAUAACAAUUGGUGAUGGAGGAAACAAAGAAGGCUUAGCUGCAAAGUACAUAAAUCCACAGCCAAACUGGUCAGAAUUCCGCGAAGCCAGUUUUGGCCAUGGCGAGCUCAAGAUUGUGAACUCAACGCAUGCUUUCUGGAGUUGGCACAGGAAUGAUGAUGAUGAACCAGUAAAAUCUGAUGAUAUCUGGAUAACCUCUUUGGUUAGCUCAGGAUGCGUCGGUAGGAAGCGAAAUGAACUCGGGAAUACACUUACGACACCAUAAAAACUGCCUACCGUUGUUUCAUGAUCAGCUGAACUGUUGUUCCUGUCUUUGAUGUGAAUACUUAGGUGUCUUAUGCUCUGAUAAAAAAUAUAUAAUGUGAUGGUAUUCUUACAGUGUGAUUGACUUUGUGAGAUUGGUUUCUUAAUUGGAAAAGCUAAAUGUGGUUGCUUAUUUUGGUAAAUAA